AUGAAGAUUUCAGUUCAAGAACAAGUAAUUGGGAUUCCAAGUAGGCUUCUACUUGACAAUAGGGCUACCCAAACCUAUGCUCCAACUCCGGCAAAUAAGUCUCUUACUGUCAAACAAGAUAAUAUAGAUUCAGUGCUGAAAAGGAUAAAUAAGCUAGGCAGAAAAGCUGACAAAUUUGCACAUGGAAUCCGCGAGCAUGUGAAACUGGGAGCCAAAAUUACUGAAACUCUCAUGGGGAAAUUGAGCUUGGGGGCAAAAAUUCUUCAAGUGGGAGGAGUCAAGAAAAUUUUCAGGCAGUUUUUUACUGUCCGAGAAGGAGAAAGAUUGUUGAAGGCCUGUCAGUGUUAUCUGUCAACAACAGCCGGUCCUAUUGCAGGACUUCUAUUUAUCUCCAGCGAAAAGAUUGCUUUCUGUAGUGAGAGAUCUAUUAAAUUGUCUUCUCCGGAAGGACAAAUGGUCAGGAUCCAUUACAAGGCUGUGAUCCCAUUGAACAAGAUAAAGACCGCAAACCAAAGUGAAAAUGUGAAGAAGCCAUCACAAAAGUUCAUAGAAAUAGUGACAGUUGAUGAUUUUGAAUUCUGGUUUAUGGGUUUCUUAAACAAUCAGAAAGCUUUCAAGUGUCUUCAGCAAGCAGUAUCUCAAGCUUGGAUGUCUACAGCUGAAACUCACCAGAAUUAGUUUUUUAAUCAGACAGCAAGUAAAUAGUCAAUCAGUUUAGUUGACCUCAACAAUUGUACAGAAUUGAAGUGUUUAUUAAUGAGAGUUGUUUCUCUAUCUUCUCAAUUUC
Mercurialis annua (annual mercury) is the source of this 787-nucleotide messenger RNA. RefSeq names its product GEM-like protein 4. NCBI's taxonomy places the organism in Eukaryota, Viridiplantae, Streptophyta, Magnoliopsida, Malpighiales, Euphorbiaceae. The transcript has 4 exons. The record is from RefSeq and is a predicted model, not a curated record. The coding region runs from base 1 to 678 and encodes 225 amino acids.